Messenger RNA from Aplysia californica (California sea hare), 3053 nucleotides. RefSeq names its product FK506-binding protein 5. Bases 1171 to 2997 code for a protein of 608 amino acids. NCBI's taxonomy places the organism in Eukaryota, Metazoa, Mollusca, Gastropoda, Aplysiida, Aplysiidae. The record is from RefSeq and is a predicted model, not a curated record. The transcript is spliced from 3 exons.
GCGAGCUUGUUUGCGCAAAUACUCGCCCAAUUCAACACGCCUUGGGCAGCUUGUUGGAUCUCUGUGAUUUUGGAAGAACAUGUGCGCAUACCGGAAGUUAUCCAUUGAGUUCCGAUCGUUUACGAAACGUCUGGCCAAUCAGACGGUCAGAUAGACGGCUCAAGAAAUGGGUGUGGGACUCCUUCGUAAAUAUAGAUGGUUUGAGGAGGUGCGAAACCCUCCGUCAUCAAAUGAACAUAAUAUGUCACAGCUGUGCUGAUACCACGCAGUGCCAACAAGUGUUUGAAGAGUUAUAGUCCACAGUUUCGUGUUGGAUAGAAAAAGUUUGUUCACUUAAGUGUCGUGACAAGAAUAUUUGCAAUAUUAUUCUAAAAAGCAAAGAUAUAUAUUAUUACAAUCAUUGCGCCUUUUAAACUCUUAAUUUCCACUUGACAUGCUAUUUGUUAAGGUGACGUGAGACUAUUUCGACGACUUUUUUGUAGGCGUUUUGUGAUAAGCCAAAAAAAAAAAAAAAACAGGCUAUUUUCAAGUGAAUCGUCUCUCAGUACAAACAAUUCGAUUUUGAAGAUUUCAUCACUUAUGUCACAAAGAAAAGGAGAAACAAAACCCAACCGAUUCUUACUCGAGUUGUUUCUAGAUUCUGUGUGCUACUUCACAUUUCUAAUUUUAUAAACAAAACGAGAAAAAGAAACACAGGAACAUUCUCCAUAGUGUUGCUGUAAUGCAUGCAAAUCCCAUCAAUUAAGUAGUGUGCAAUGCAAGAAAGAUUGACACUUCAGUUCUGUGUAAUUAAUUUGAUUAGAUAAAGCCUAUCUCUUCCUGUCUGGUUGCUGGAUUGUUCAGUGGUUCGUGUCAUCUUUCAGAACGAAAAUAACAAAGGGAUUCUGCCGGCAACAGGAACUACAACAACAGCAACAACAACAACAACAACAACAAUAACAACGGCAACAAUACAAGCGUUAACAACAGCAACGACAACGUCAAGAACAAACGCUCUCUCCCCUGAAGCCAGAUACAGCAACAUUGCUCCAGUUAGAGAACCCAACUAUUUGAUUAGCGUCGUGCCUAGAUGUUCAGUGGUGCGUGUAGCUCUCGCCCUGCAUCAUCAUUCCCGCGUCUAGGAAGAGCCUGGUCCGCAGACUCCUGGAGAGUAACGGACUACGGAACGUCAUGACUAUCUUGUCCAUUGCCCUCCUCGCGGUCAGUAUAGGCCUGGUCACCUGCGCUCCUUCGGGACUGCUCCAGGCGGCAGUUUCUGAACCUAAAGAGAAUGUUACGUCAUCACGUCAAAAGACCACAUCGUUAGAAGAUGAAGCGUUGACAGAUGACGUUUUGUCGCCACAGAAUGUGUCGUUACCAGACAGCUCCAACUCAGCGCAGACCGUCAUGUUUGAAGAGGUGGCCAUGUUAAAUGUUACGUCAGCCAUCUAUCCUACGUUACCAGCUGACACCACGUCAUCAAAUAACGCCACGUCAUCAAAUAACGUCACGUCGUCAAAUAACGUCACGUCACAUGGAAAUGAUACAACGAUAGGCAGAGGAGCCCAGGCAUCACAGCAGGUCGUGAAUAAUGAUUCCACAACACAUACUAGCAAUUCUUUCCACCGAAACCCCCAACGAGACCACACAUCUAAAUAUGACGACACCGACACACAAAACGCUGAAAAUAUUACAAAAACAAAUCCUGUGUCAGAUGAUACCACGACUUAUCAAGAGAUCAGUUCCAGUGCUGUUUAUGUCUCCUCAAACUCUACAGAACCCGUGAAUCAGACCGCGACAGUGGAAUCAUCUGUACAAAAACCAGUGGAUAUACCCACGUCCACGACUUCAAUAUUGGAUAAUUCUGGAUCAGAACCCAACUCACUGGGUACAGACAGUUAUUCAACGACACGAUCUUUUGAAGUGAACAGGGUCUUGAAAUAUGACAGGAGUAAUGAGGAUCGUAACGUCGAAAGCGAAACGGAUCAGGGCGAAGAGGACGAAACCGUGGAGACGAUAAUCGAAGAAGAUUAUGGUGUGCUUGCUGGCACCAAAAAAGAGACAGAUGAACGACUGGAGGCUUAUCACGAGUCGGUGGUCAUGUCACACCUUGAAGAAGAAUUGGACGAGGAAGAAGAAAUGGCUGCGGCACAGCUGAGUGAUGAUGUCAUUAUCGAUGCCUUGUUUACCAAUCUGGACAGCCUACAGGAUCAGAUUGAAUUAUGCGAGGAAGGGCUGCGACAGAAGCUCCUUGUGGAGGCCCACCCAACGGUAACGCCAAACUCCCCGCAACAGAAGUCAGUAGAGGGGGAAAUCGACGGCGAUGACGACGACGACGACAACGACGAUGAUAAUAUUGAUGACGGUGAAGAUAAUGACGAGCGUCAGGACCCCAGCAAUGAUGACAUAGACGAUGAGAAUGACAACACGGGAUUAUCGACAGAUGAAGGAAGCAACGAAAUUAAGGAUAAGGAGAGUGAAAGGAGAAGUGAAGAAGAAAAGGAAGGUGAUGAGGGAACAGAACAUGGAGAGGAUGUUAAGGAAAGAUUUGGUAAUAAUUUUGAAGAAGGAGAAGAUAAUGGAGAAAUUGUUGAUUCUUUUGCGAAUGGUAGCACUGAGCAGAACAGUACCGACUCUGAGUUAGAACAUGAUGAAAAAGAUGACAAUGAAUAUAAGGAUGAUAAUUCUGAUAACAAACAAAAGAGAGCAAUAGAAAAUCCCACAGUAAUCCAAUCACCUAAAGAAGGGCCACACACAACAGUUGCAAUGGAAACACAAACAAAAAAAAAGCAGGAAAGCAGGAAACGACGAUCAAUGGGGAAUAACCGAGAAAAUAUUUAUGAAAACAACAAGGGCGACAAAAGUGGCGUCCCUUCGGAAACGCCAAGCAAGCCAUCUCAGCAACCUUUGCGUUACAGCGAAGCAGUCGUGAAAAGACUCUCCGAGAGGCUGGAGUAUCUCAAGUCUUCUUUGGUUCAUUGUUAUCUUCUUUACAAAGACAUGGAAAUCGGAGUGUAAGUCACUCUAUAGAAGGUACUCAAGUUUCCCUUUACAAACAAAAGCAAAAACGAAAA